AUGCCUCGGAUCAUUCAAGCAAAGAUAGUUCUGGGCCGAUCAUCGUCCAAUGGAAGCCGUUCAUCGUUAUCUACAGAAAUCAUCCCUAAAGGACAUUUUGCAGUUUAUGUUGGUAAUCAAGAGAAAAGGCGAUUCGUUGUUCCUGUAUCAUUAUUAAACCAGCCUUCGUUCCAAGACUUGCUACAUCAAGCAGAGGAAGAAUUUGGAUUUGAUCAUCCAAUGGGCGGCCUCACAAUUCCGUGUCGUGAGGAAGUGUUCAUUGAUGUUGCCUGCCGCCUUAGGGCUUUCUUUAUCAAUGUCCUCUAA
Lactuca virosa is the source of this 306-nucleotide messenger RNA. The record is from the annotation of a GenBank genome assembly. NCBI's taxonomy places the organism in Eukaryota, Viridiplantae, Streptophyta, Magnoliopsida, Asterales, Asteraceae.